Molecule: messenger RNA, 768 nt
Organism: Microdochium trichocladiopsis
Lineage: Eukaryota; Fungi; Ascomycota; Sordariomycetes; Xylariales; Microdochiaceae
Product: ceramidase
Exons: 2
Coding region: 1-768 (255 amino acids)
Biological process (GO): ceramide catabolic process; ceramide biosynthetic process
Cellular component (GO): endoplasmic reticulum membrane
Source: RefSeq, a predicted model, not a curated record
AUGACGAGACUGACGAGGCACGACAGCUUUUGUGCAGAGGACUAUGACAUUACCCGGUACAUCGCCGAGUUCAUGAACUCGCUCACAAACCUGACAUACAUCUAUUACGCUCUCGUGUACAUGUACGGGCCCGGCAGCCGGGGCAUCUGGUCGCCGAGGUACGACUUCAUGUCCGUCUCGCUCAUUGUCCUGGGCAUCUCGUCCUUCCUCUUCCACUCCACGAACCGCCACACAAUGCAGUUCGCGGAUGAGCUGGCGAUGCUUGUCCUUGCCUGGGCGAUAUUCCACUCCAUGUGGACCAACGGACCUUCCAGGGCUUCCAGUACAGCCUCCUCGCCGUCGUCCUACGAGACUCUGGUCAAGACAACUCUCGCCGUCUUCUUCCCCGCAUUUGGCGCCUUCUACGUCUAUACGGGAGAACUCGUCUACCACUACGCCUGCUUCCUUGGAUUGGUGGCUCUCAUCAUCGCGAGAGGAUACUAUCUGUUCUGGCUGCGGACUCCGGCCUUUCCAGAAGCAAAACGAAAAGAGUGGAAGGUCGGUGGACGCAAAGCGCUCGCAGUCCUUGUGCUCGCGUACGUCCUUUGGAACAUUGACCUUGAGUUCUGCGGGGAGCUCCGAGCGCUGCGCGCGCGUGUUGGUCUGCCGUGGGCUUGGCUUCUGGAGCUGCACGGCUGGUGGCAUAUCAUGACCGCAUACAGUGCAGCUAAAUACAUGGAUAUCUUGAGAGAGAUUCAAGACGAGAUCGGGCGGGAGAAGCAAGCGUGA